Molecule: messenger RNA, 2289 nt
Organism: Schizophyllum commune H4-8
Lineage: Eukaryota; Fungi; Basidiomycota; Agaricomycetes; Agaricales; Schizophyllaceae
Exons: 2
Coding region: 43-1938 (631 amino acids)
Molecular function (GO): protein binding
Source: RefSeq, a predicted model, not a curated record
CGUCCAUCUGCUCGUUUACCUGCUUUCGACGCUCUUGCCGUUAUGGGAAAGCAUACACUGUCCCCAGCACCCCUCCCCCCUCGCAAGCGCGCGCAAACCGUAGCCCAUCAGACCCCGCAGACGUCCCCAACGCUCACCUUCGAGACCGCGCUAUACGACGAGCUCAUACUUCUCUGCUUCUCCUUCCUCUCCUACCGGGAUCUCUGCCUCUCGCAAUCGACAUCCAGAAACUGGGCGCGCCUAUCCGCCGACAACCAUCUAUGGAAGGGGCUCUACCUCCACACCUUUGGCCGCGCGAGACUGCGGGGGACGAGGGGCUUUAUCGGGCGCACUGACGGGCGGGAGGUGCGCCCCCUUCCCGGGAGGGCGGCGAGGGGAGGCGCAGGGAGGGAGAAGUACGUGGACUAUAGGGACUGGAAGUGGAUGUUCCGCAUUAGCGCGAACUGGAAGUCUGGGCGCUGUGUUGCGGAGCGCUUGCACCAUCUGUCGCCUCCUCUUGCCGGGUCGAGCGGGGAACUACAAGCGUCUACUGCGUCCCGCUCGAAAGCACCAGCCCACAUUUUGCUUGCAGGCGCCUUGACGAUCACGGCCUCUGCGUCUUCGCCAACCCCCACAAUUAGACUCCAAAGCCCUACCGCGCAGCAUACCAUAGAUUGCUGGCCAAGUCAAGUCAGCGGUCCACGACCUCCGGACCCCACCUCUGUACACAUCACAGCUCUCGCCAUGGACCAGUCCGCUCCUGUCGCAGGUCACAUCCGCAUCGCCGCCUUCCUGUCCAACGGGGGCAUGCAAGUGUAUUCCAUUGACCCCGCACACCUCUCUGCAGCACGCCGCUGCAUCACCUAUACGCCCCUUCGCCGCGCAGAGCGCACGCAGCAGGCUGCUUACCACCAUCCGCUGCUGACGACGCUGUCGCAGUCGUUUGACUUGAACGUCUAUGAUCUGUCGGGUGCGACCGUGCGGAGGGUCGAGUCGCUUUCGAGCUUCACGUCGUACCCGCCGAGCUCGAUGGUGCUGUCGGCGGUGUCAGUGAGCGCAAACAAGCUCUCUUCCUUUAGUGUUGAAGCGCCGUCUUCAUCGCGCGCUGGGCAGGCAGUCUCUGCGAGGAUAGCAACUCUAUCAAGAGCAGUUGUUCCUCCUGCGCGCGAUGCCACCGACCCGCUCGAGGAUUCGGUAUAUUCAUCAUCCCCCGCCGCCUAUAAGCUCGUUCUCUCCUUCGCCGUUCCCGUAUUCCCCUCUCACUGGUCCCUCGGGUCCACUGAGAUCAUCCUUGCCGGACCUACACCAUCCAGCCCUUCCCUUCCCUCCGCCGCUUCUAUGUUGCACACCGAGCCCAGCGCGCCACCCUUCACCAUCACCUCUACGCGCACCGCACGCGCGCUGGACGUACCUCAGGGCUUCGUCGACCAUACCAAGCUUCGCGCGAUGCGGGCUCAGUGGAGCCGGAAGGUCGUCGCUGUCGCCGAUACGGCUACAGACGGGCGCUGGGUCGUGCUGGCUGGCGGGGAACCUUUGCCUAGUGGUCCCUCGGUCAGCGCUGCUCAAGGUCCCCCCUCAUCAUCUUCGCCACCGUCGUCUCCCUCAUCUUGCCCCUCAUCACCUCCGACAUACGUGACAUCACCGCCAGUUCAGCUGUACCGCCUCUCGUUGCCUUCCUCCCCUUCCACCCCCGCGAAGCUUACCUUCGUGCGACAUCUCUAUGGUGCGGAAGGUGCGCUCUCUGCACUUUCUCUGGCCGAUGGGCGUUGCGUUGCACUGGGCGCGAAUGGCCGCGUCUGGGUCUGGGACCUCGAGGGCGGGAGCGACGGGGUGGAGGUGGGCGCCGGUGAGGUUGAAGAAGAGGACGUUUCGGGUCUGAAGGGCACGGUCGCGUUCGAUGAGCGGACGAUUGUUACUGCGAACGCAGCUGGCGUGGUGGUGAGGAGGUUGGAUGUGUAGAAGGUGGAGUGUGACAAGUUUCCGAGUCAAUGUACGUUCAUGUUUUCCUAGAUGACCCCCCAUGUACCAUGUAUCCCUGUUCCUCGUAUCUUCAUCCUUCCAAUCAUCUCCGUUCAUCUCUUUGACUGUGCCGGAUAAGAUUGCGUCGGGCAUGGCCGCCAUGCUCCUAUUCAAUGGCUACGGGCAUGCCUUGGACGUCUGUUGAUUGGAACGUGCUAGUCGUGCUUUACCGAAACCUUCACGACUCCAAGCGUGAGCUCGCAUAUGAUCUGUACGUCUGGAAUGGUAGGCCAGCCCGAUGUUGAUGUCAAGUAAACUCCCCGCCCGAAACCCAAGCACAUAACUGUCCUG